Vidua macroura (Pin-tailed whydah) is the source of this 4915-nucleotide messenger RNA. RefSeq names its product SIM bHLH transcription factor 1 (gene SIM1). The record is from RefSeq and is a predicted model, not a curated record. Gene Ontology annotation, biological process: regulation of transcription by RNA polymerase II. The coding region runs from base 107 to 2407 and encodes 766 amino acids. The transcript is spliced from 11 exons. NCBI's taxonomy places the organism in Eukaryota, Metazoa, Chordata, Aves, Passeriformes, Viduidae. Gene Ontology annotation, molecular function: protein dimerization activity; RNA polymerase II transcription regulatory region sequence-specific DNA binding; DNA-binding transcription factor activity, RNA polymerase II-specific.
UCACCGCCUGAUGCUCCGGAGAGAUGAAUUGCAGAUGAGUUUCCCUUCCACCUUUGGAUGAAUCUCUGGAGUUUAAAUUGUAUCAAGGAAGCGGGAAAAAAACACGAUGAAAGAGAAGUCCAAAAAUGCUGCCCGGACUAGACGGGAGAAAGAAAACAGUGAAUUUUAUGAACUGGCUAAAUUACUACCCCUGCCCUCCGCUAUCACCUCUCAGCUGGACAAAGCAUCCAUAAUCAGACUCACUACCAGCUAUUUAAAAAUGAGAGUGGUUUUUCCAGAAGGACUUGGAGAAGCCUGGGGCCACUCCAGCCGAACCAGCCCACUGGAUAAUGUUGGACGGGAGCUGGGAUCCCAUCUUUUGCAGACGUUGGACGGUUUCAUAUUUGUUGUGGCUCCGGAUGGCAAGAUCAUGUACAUCUCGGAGACUGCCUCGGUGCACCUGGGCUUGUCGCAGGUAGAGCUGACCGGCAACAGCAUUUACGAGUACAUCCACCCCGCCGACCACGACGAGAUGACGGCGGUGCUGACGGCGCACCAGCCUUACCACUCGCACUUCGUGCAGGAGUACGAGAUCGAGAGAUCCUUUUUCCUGAGGAUGAAAUGCGUCCUGGCCAAGAGGAAUGCGGGCCUCACCUGCGGCGGCUACAAGGUCAUUCACUGCAGCGGGUACCUGAAGAUCCGCCAGUACAGCCUGGACAUGUCCCCCUUCGACGGCUGCUACCAAAACGUUGGCUUGGUCGCCGUGGGCCACUCGCUGCCGCCCAGCGCCGUGACGGAGAUCAAGCUCCACAGCAAUAUGUUCAUGUUCCGGGCCAGCCUAGACAUGAAGCUCAUAUUCUUAGAUUCCAGGGUAGCUGAGCUAACAGGUUACGAGCCCCAGGACCUGAUAGAGAAGACCCUUUACCACCAUGUCCAUGGCUGUGACACCUUUCACCUGCGUUGCGCACAUCACUUGUUGCUGGUGAAAGGGCAAGUGACCACCAAGUACUACCGCUUCUUGGCCAAACACGGCGGCUGGGUGUGGGUGCAGAGCUACGCCACCAUCGUGCACAACAGCCGCUCCUCCCGCCCGCACUGCAUCGUCAGCGUCAACUACGUGCUCACGGAUACUGAAUAUAAAGGACUACAGCUCUCCCUGGAUCAGGUCACUGCUACCAAGCCGGCAUUCUCAUACGCCAAUUCAGCUCCGACCAUAACGGAUAAUAGAAAGGGAAGCAAAUCUCGCCUCUCGAGCACAAAGUCAAAAUCAAGGACAUCACCAUACCCACAGUAUUCUGGAUUUCACACGGAGAGAUCCGAGUCUGACCACGAGAGCCAGUGGGGUGGGAGCCCCCUGACCGAUACGGCUUCUCCACAGCUCCUGGAGCCUGCAGACAGAGCGAGCUCCCAGCACCACGACGUCUCCUGUGCCUACAGACAGUACUCAGACCGCAGCGCGCUCUGCUACGGUUUUGCACUCGACCACUCCAGGCUGGCUGAUGACAGGCAUUUCCACACUCAGGCCUGUGAAGGAGGCAGAUGCGAAGCUGGCCGCUAUUUCCUUGGCACGCCGCAGCCGGGAAGGGAGAGCUGGUGGGGCUCUCGUUCAGCGUUGCCUCUGACUAAGUCGUCCCCUGAGAGCAGAGAAGCGUAUGAGAACAGUAUGCCCCACAUAACAUCAGUGCACAGGAUUCAUGGAAGAGGACACUGGGAUGAGGACAGUGUUGUUAGCUCACCUGAUCCUGGCUCUGCCAGCGAGUCAGGCGACCGAUACCGUACUGAGCAGUAUCAGAACAGUCCGCAUGAGCCCAGCAAAAUUGAAACUCUAAUAAGAGCCACUCAGCAAAUGAUUAAAGAAGAAGAAAACAGGCUACAGCUGCGGAAAACCACUCCUGACCCACUGGUCUCCAUUAAUGGCACAGGGAAGAAGCACGCUCUCUGUUUUGCAAGCUACCCUCAGCAGCAGUUGGCAGCGGACGUCUGCCGCGUUCCAACAGUUGCCAACACUCCUCCUUGUGAACACAUCCAGCAGCGAGAUGGAAAGAUUAUGAGCCCCCAUGAAAAUGACUAUGACAACAGCCCCACAACACUGUCUAGGAUAAGCAGCCCCAGUUCUGAUCGAAUAUCAAAAUCUAGUUUGGUACUUGCUAAAGACUACCUGCAUUCAGAUAUGUCCCCUCAUCAAACCCAAGGAGACCACCCAGCAGCCUCUCCAAAUUAUUACAGCUCCCACAGGCAGUACUUUGAUAAGCAUGCUUACACACUAACUGGAUAUGCCCUGGAGCAUCUAUAUGACGCUGAGACAAUUAGAAACUAUUCACUAGGCUGUAAUGGAUCCCACUUUGAUGUGACUUCUCACUUAAGGAUGCAGCAAGAUCCAGCACAAGGACACAAGGGAACAUCUGUUAUAAUAACCAAUGGAAGCUGACAUUUUUUUUCUAAAAACUUUCGUGCUUUGAAAAAUAACCUUUGAGAUCUAAUUGGAAGAUAUUAUAUGUUUUCAUGCCCUUGUCCUUACCAGCAUUUCCCAUACCACAGUGCACUAGAAAGAAGAACCUAAGGUUUGGGGGGAUAAGUUAGGUAAAACGCAUUACUUAAAAAAAAAAAAAAAUGCACUGGCAUGCAGGGUUAGAGUAAAUGGAGCUAAACUCAAAGUUGGUGCCAUGCAUGCUGAGAAGGAUAGAAGAGGUUCAGGGAGGCAGGGAGUACUUGUGGCAGAGCAGUUUAUCCACAUUGUGUAAGAGGUGUUGUUUGGAAACACUUCCAAGGGCAGAUCUUCUGAACUGCAUAGGUACCAGGCAACAGAACUGCUAUGCACUCUUUUUACACAGGAAGUUGGGAUGUGUUCCUUCAAAAUACACAACAAAAUGUGUAUUUUUGGUGAUUUGUUUACUCCCCAAAGGGCAAGUAUGUUAUGUUGCUGUAUGGUAUAAAGCAUCCGUGGCUGACCAAUAUAACAUCAAAAAAGGGAGAAAGAAGAGAGAACUCCUCAAAUUUUUAUGUCCUUGUGUACUCACAAACAUAGCUAUUUACAUAUGCUUGAUUUGAAAAGAGUCCUUAUGAUUAGUAUGGUCAAAUAUUUACUUCUACUGUAUUAAAAAGAGAGGGGCGUUCUCACUGUAGUUUUGAGAAACACAAAGGGCUUGCUUGUCUUGCUGUAGAGAUGGGAGAUGCUUCUCAUGUUUUUGAAAGGUUGCCCAUGGUGGGUAGUGGAGUGAAAUGGAAGAAAAUUGCCUGGAGAAACAGGGAGAAUAGACUGGAACUAGGAAUGGUCUAAGAAAAACACUUAACCCUGUAGCUAUGUAUGCUAUUUAGUAAUAAUUAUAAAAUAAGGAAAAGUGGCUGAAUAAUUAAGAAUUAAUUUAAAACACAGAAGGAACUCAAUAGAAUAAUAGAAAUAUUACUGUAAAAUACAAAUGCAGUUGCAUAAAUGUAAAAAUACAUGAGUCAAGAACAGGUAAAAACUCUUUGGCAGUUUAUCUAACUUCUGAUAAAGUUUUGGAGUAAAUUAAGAGAGUAUAGAAUAUCAUAACUACUCUGUCUGAAACACAGUGAAGUAACAGGCAUGACCUUGAUAAAGAAAUAUGAAUUCUCUUCUUGAUUGCAGCAGAUGAUUUAAUGAAUAUCAGAAAAUAUUCUGGAUAUCAAAAUCAGCCAUAUGUACAUUAAAAAGUAGCAGAAAAUCAGUGUUCCAAGGAAUUAAAUUGUAUUAAGAAUGCUGGUAUUAUCAGGCCCUGUCCUGGAGUUAUACAAGACAUCAAAAGAGGCAGAGGAACUUAAAAAACUUUUUUAAUAACCACAUGAACAAAGACACUGAUUGAUUGGAAAAGAAUAAAUGCAAACAUAUGCUAAAAAUGUAAAAUAGGACGUUUGUAGUCACAAUUGCUAGACCUGUCCUUUUUUGUAUGGCAUUUAUAUGCUCCCAAAUUUGACUGCAACAGGAGGGACCACUGCUCCCUCUUAUGCCAAUGUGGAGAAAAGGAGAUGUGAGGUGGUUACUAAAAUGAGAUUAGCUCUAAGACUACCUUAAUUUGUAACAUUCAGAAGCUCAACAUAUGGGACUGAGUCAUCAAUGGGACUAAAUAUAAACCAGCAUGCUAUGGGUGGGUUAAAAAUACUGUUUCCAAAUAAAACUAAUCAGAAGCAAAAGCUAAAUAAUAACAUUAUAAACCACGUAAGUAGAGAUGUACUUGAAAGCAGAGGAAAUUACCUCUCUGAACUUGGAAUACUGUGUAUAGUCCUGAUCACUCCAAAGCAGAUUGUGAAUCUUGAAUUGAGUAGUACCUUACUCCAUAAGCAACCUUUGUUGACUGCAGUGUGAUCGCUCCUGGUGAAAUGCACGUUGAACACAAGGGAGAACAACAGAGUCUGGUCUUUAUUAUCUAAACCUCGUAACAAAAAAGGUGGAGCAGAGCUCAACAAAAGAUAAAGAGACUGAAAGAUCUAAUAAAAACUUUAAAUAAACUGGGUCUGUCAUCUUUGUAAGGGAAAGGAGUAAGGGGUAAUGUCACUGAUGUGCACCAAACUCUGCACAGAGGAGAGAUAAAUAAUGGUCUAAAACUAUUUGAACUAGCGGCAGAAAUGAGAGGCAGGGCACUGAAUGAUAGCCAAGGCAGAAUGAGAACAAAAUGAUUUGGCAAGAAGUUUAUUUGACUCGUUGCCAAAUGGAUAAUGAAGGUCAAAAAGAGAAGCAGAUAGAGAUUUUUUUUGUUGUUGUUUGUUUGUUUUAAGAUAAAAACAAGGCAAAUAAUUGAGGGGAAGAAAAACCCUGACAACUGUUAACUGAGAGGAAGAAAUGGACCAAACUGGACUUAUUUCAGCCCAACAAUUGUAUAUAUUCCUAAAGCAUAGGAAUAAGAAAGUAUUUUUGAUAAAUUUAGUUCUGGAUACAUAUUUAUUUCACUUGUUCCUAUGAAUAAUAUGAAUAAACUUGUAC